AUGGACAGGUGUAGCAAGUUCCGAGUGUUCAAUGUGUUGUUGGUUGUGUGCGUGGCCAACUUCCUCUUGUACCGCUACUUUAGCCAGGCCGGCAUGCCUACACUUUCAGGGCUAAUCUUCAAAGAUGCCUCCCUCAGGGUGACACCUGACAGUUCAGCAAACUCUUCCGGCAGUAUCCUCACACUGAGUAGACUCACAAACGGUACAACACCGGCCUCAUUUUCUCACAGUGCCCACAACUCCAGCCUUGGCUUGCCACUGUGCCCACUAGUGCCUCCUAGUCUCAAUGGCCCUUUGGCAACAUUCAAAGAAGCAUCUUCUUGGGAGCAGAUAGCCAAGGAAAACCCCGGCCUGCAGCCUGGUGGUCGCUACAAACCACCUGACUGUGAGGCUCGGCACAGAGUAGCUAUUGUGAUACCUUACAGAAACAGGGAGGAGCAUUUGAAAAUACUGCUGAAAAAUCUACAUCCCAUGUUGAUAAGGCAGCAGCUGGACUAUGGCAUUUUUGUUAUAGAUCAGGCAUUGCCAGGUAAAUUCAACAGAGCCAUGCUGAUGAACAUUGGCUUUGUGGAGGCUAUGAAGCGAUACGACUUCCAGUGUGCAGUGUUCCAUGAUGUGGAUCUUAUUCCUGAAAAUGAUAAAAAUAUUUAUUCUUGCCCAGAGAUGCCCAGGCAUUUAUCAGCUGCCAUAGAUAAGUUUAACUACAGAUUACCUUACUCUGGGAUCUAUGGCGGUGUCAGUGCUGUCACCAAGGCACAGUUUGAAAAAAUGAAUGGCUUUUCUAACAUGUUCUUUGGCUGGGGUGGUGAAGAUGAUGACAUGGCUGCCAGAAUUGCACAUGCUGGCUUCAAGAUCACCAGGUACCCGAUGGAGAUAGCCAGGUAUAAGAUGAUUAAACAUAACAAUGACAGAGGCAAUGAGCAGAACCCACAGAGGUUUGCCCUGUUGAAGACCACUGCCAAACGUAUGGCCACAGAUGGGUUGAAUUCACUCAAGUAUUCAGUCCCAGUAGUUGAGGAGUUACCUACACAUCUGAGGAUUCAGGUUUUAAUCAACGAACAAGAUAUACUCAAGGGAAAGAUGUAA
Messenger RNA from Candidula unifasciata, 1086 nucleotides. Lineage: Eukaryota; Metazoa; Mollusca; Gastropoda; Stylommatophora; Geomitridae. The record is from the annotation of a GenBank genome assembly.